UGUCUCUCAUGGACCAAAUCCACUUUGUAAAGUUGGAGAAUGCGAAGGACACAAUACUCGGAAUUGGCAUGGCUGCUGGCAUUUCAGGUCAUGGCAGGGGAACGCCGACCCUAAUGCUGUAGCUUCCUAGUCGGCGGUGGGGCUCAGGCUACAGGCCUAUAGUCGAAUAAUGUUUGCUCAUAGAUGCCGUGACAACGCAGCCUUAUCUCAGAGUAAGAGGGUCGUCUUGCUCUAUCCCUCAACAUCUAUAAAAUGUCCUCCUGCUUGAUGCCCGGAUAAGGCUACACGUACAAUUUGAUCAAGUUCAAAGACCAGCUGGUGAACUGAUCUUGAAACAACAACAAUGGAGGCUCCUUCCAGUUCCAACCCUUCACACAUGAUGGAUCAAAAGGAAGAGUAGAGCUCAGGAAGGAACAACAGGCAGAAUUAUCAUAACUAGGCUUCACCCUGCACCGAAGGCCCCGUUCUCUUGGAAGGCUGGUCUUGCAACUGUACGGAAGCUCCCGGCUUUUAUUGCUCUGUGUACGGAGCUUCCUAGAGUAGAGCCCGUCGCAGUUGAAAGGACAUCUUAAUUUGUCAGAUCCGGAAAGGGGAAUUUUAUGGGCUAUAACUUCCCUGCAACUAUAGAUUUAGUUCAAGUGGAGAAAAAAGGCACUCUUCAGAUCGCUUCUAUUGUAAAUUCUUGCAACCAGGAACCGCAGAGAACCCAGGACGCUUUGUCGGUAGGCCUGAAGCUCGGGAGUUGGAGCUGUGUGGAGGAAGGACCCGUGCAACAGUCUCAGAAUCCUGGAUUCACAGUGAUGGAGCCACCAUCGUGCGGAUCGUCAAAGAGGGCUCGGGCACCUAAUAAUGGUUCCCAAGUUCCCUCCUGUUUGGUUGAUGGAUGCAAUUCUGAUCUCAGCAAAUGCAGGGACUAUCAUCGGAGGCAUAAGGUUUGUGAGCUUCACUCAAAGACCCCGAAAGUUACGAUUAGAGGUCAGGAACAGCGGUUCUGUCAGCAAUGCAGCAGGUUUCAUUCCCUGGGGGAAUUUGAUGACGGGAAGCGGAGCUGCAGAAAACGUCUUGAUGGCCACAACAGGCGCCGCAGAAAGUCCCAGCCAGAUCCUUCCUUAAGCUCCUCUCGAUUUCUUGCCAAUUACCAAGGCACGAAGUUCGUACCAGUUAGUAGCUCUCAAAUAUUCCCAGCUAGUGCUCUUGGGGCCUGCCCUUGGGCUGGAGCUGUCAAGUCGGAAAACGACCCUGUACUGUACAGCAGCAGCAGCAGCAGCAGCAGCCACCCCCAGCAGCUCAACGUCAGUGACAGGAAAAUGCUCUUCUCCGCUUCCUCACCUCACGGUUACAGACCGCAAUUCCAAUUUCCGUUCAUGCCAGGCAACAAGGAUGUGACUGGUGGAACUUCAGUAUGUGAACCUACUCUUAGUCCCAAUCCUGUGUCAGGAAAUAACAGUGGAUGCAGCAGCCAGAAAAUGCUACCAAGCUGCUUAGUCGGAGCGCUGAGCAACUCCGAGUGUGCUCUCUCUCUUCUGUCAUCGCCACUUCCGGCUGCUGCCCAUCAGAAGGGUGUUGGCACUACGAUGCAGUUCGACCCGCAGGAGCCCUCUCACUCCUCAAUGCCCGCAUUGCACUACAACCGGGUGGGAACAGGCGAGCCCACGAGUUCCUUUUUAGCUUCUCCGGGCAGCCUCCAUGGUAUGUUUCGGAGUGGGCAAGACGAGUCAUCUGCAAGUGGGUCCCAGUCUCACCACACACCCUCCUUCACCUGGGAGUAAGUAUCCACCAGAUCCUGGUCAGGUUGGUUCAUUUCCAAGGUGAUAAAUCAUUGACCGUCAUUAGAUGUCAGCCCAAUAAUGUCUCCUCGAGCAAUAAUCGAAGUUCCACCGAGCUAUGGGGUUUCGUAGUUAGCUUCUCUUCUAUUGCAUCGUAUUAUCUGUUAGUCUUCAUCGAUCAAUUCCAAAUAUUAAGUCCGUCGAGGUUGUAGAUAUGAUUAUGCGAGUGUCGUUAUUUAGGUAACUUUUGUUUAUUUAGAAAAACCCGUAUUUAUGUAAGUUGGGCUUCUUCAAUUGUUGUAAUGGGCGGGCUUUUCGUGGAUUGGGCCAAAGUUCACUUCUCUAUUUCUCAACUCAGCCCACUGAGUUUUGUUAUAUAAGUUACAUAUAUAUAUAUAUAUAUAUGUAUGUAUGUAUGUAUGAGCUGG
Punica granatum (pomegranate) is the source of this 2194-nucleotide messenger RNA. NCBI's taxonomy places the organism in Eukaryota, Viridiplantae, Streptophyta, Magnoliopsida, Myrtales, Lythraceae. The record is from RefSeq and is a predicted model, not a curated record.